This is a messenger RNA of Vespa mandarinia (Asian giant hornet), 2004 nucleotides long. RefSeq names its product PBX homeobox extradenticle (gene exd). Gene Ontology annotation, biological process: regulation of DNA-templated transcription. The record is from RefSeq and is a predicted model, not a curated record. NCBI's taxonomy places the organism in Eukaryota, Metazoa, Arthropoda, Insecta, Hymenoptera, Vespidae. Gene Ontology annotation, molecular function: DNA binding; DNA-binding transcription factor activity, RNA polymerase II-specific. Gene Ontology annotation, cellular component: nucleus.
AGGAGGAGGACGACGAGGACGAGGUGGAGGAAGAGGAGGAGGAGGCAACGGUAGCGGCGGCAUAACCUCCAAGCACCGAGAGACCGACGAAGCUGAGUUUCGUGUCGCGCGCGCGUCACGAAAAUAUCCAUUCCCCCUUGCCCUCUUCUUCUUCUUUUUUUCCGUUCGUUGCGUUUUUCGGACGACGACGACGACGACGACGACGAGGACGAGGACGACGAGGACAAGAACGUGAACGCGUUUGCCGAAGAAGAACAUCGUUCUAUCGUUCGUUAAUUGUUCGUGAAAUCGUGAAAUCGUGUAUCAUACAAAGGGAUUUAUUAUUUUCUUUUUUCCUUACUCGGCUCCUAUUCUCAUUCUAUUUGAAUUAUAUUAUAUGUAUAUCGGUGUCUCUCUUUGGGCUUCCAUAACGUCUCGUGUGCUAGCGAGAAAAGAAAAAGGAACACGUGUUAAAACGAUCAAACGACGAAAUUAAUACGAACGAAAGGAAGAAUUCUAAUAAUAUUAAUUAAAAUAAACGUGAUCGUCGUUAUAUAUAUACGCGUUAGGUUAUAAACGCGAAUACCGGUUAUUAUUUAUCUUAGUGCUUGGCGAAACGGUUGAUGGAUGAGACUGGCAGGAUGCUGCAGCACGGAGGUUCGGGUGUCGGUUUGAUGGGAGCUAACCAGGGUCAGGGGGCCCAAAAUACAGCCGGUUACGGCACUAUGGGACCGGUUGAUGGUUCCGCCGCCCAAGGUCCCGACCAAGCUGUCGAGGCUAGAAAACAGGACAUCGGCGAGAUAUUACAACAGAUAAUGAACAUCACCGAUCAAAGUCUGGACGAGGCACAAGCAAGGAAACACACACUGAAUUGCCACAGAAUGAAACCUGCCCUGUUCUCGGUACUCUGCGAGAUCAAAGAGAAAACAGUACUAUCGUUGAGAAAUACGCAAGAAGAGGAACCACCAGAUCCGCAAUUAAUGAGGCUGGACAAUAUGUUGAUUGCUGAGGGUGUGGCAGGUCCAGAAAAAGGUGGCGGUGCGGGGGCUGCGGCGUCGGCAUCGGCAGCUGCUGCUGCUGGACCACCUGGACAACCUGACAACGCGAUUGAACAUUCGGAUUACCGAGCAAAACUCGCUCAGAUUAGGCAGAUCUAUCAUCAGGAACUUGAGAAAUAUGAACAGGCAUGCAACGAGUUCACGACUCACGUUAUGAAUUUACUGAGGGAACAGAGUCGUACCAGGCCUAUAACGCCGAAGGAAAUUGAAAGAAUGGUUCAAAUUAUUCACAAGAAAUUUUCGAGUAUUCAGAUGCAAUUAAAGCAAUCGACCUGCGAGGCAGUUAUGAUUUUGAGGAGUCGUUUUCUUGACGCAAGGCGUAAAAGACGGAACUUCAGUAAGCAGGCGUCUGAAAUCUUAAACGAGUACUUCUAUUCGCACUUGAGUAAUCCGUAUCCAAGCGAAGAGGCCAAAGAGGAACUCGCACGCAAAUGUGGAAUCACCGUGAGUCAGGUUUCCAUUUGGUUCGGCAACAAGAGGAUACGCUACAAGAAAAACAUAGGUAAAGCGCAGGAGGAGGCGAACUUGUACGCAGCCAAAAAGGCAGCUGGAGCAUCGCCGUACAGUAUGGGUGGUGCCAGCCAGGGUACACCAACGCCAAUGAUGUCACCGGCACCACCAGGCGGGCCCCAAGAUAUGGCGGGAUACGGAAUGGGAAUAAAUGGUAGUGACUAUGGUUCGCAGCCUUACAACGACGGUUCCAUGGGUUAUGAUCCUAUGCACCAGGGCAAGGCAUUGGCUGGGGGGCCAGGCGCGACGGGAUGGAUGCAGCAACGCGAGGCUGUUCCCGAAUUUCCGCCGCUCCACGAUUCUGCGGACUCUGAUUCCGACCGAGAAAAUGAAAAGCGACCGCGCGUCUAAAACGAUCGAUCGUUUUCUUCUCGACAUCUUACGUAUACGUACAGUACAUACAUAGGUAUACAAUAUAUACCGGUGAUGAGUAAGAGAGAGAGAGAGAGAGAGAGAG